UCACAAGCUUCAAUCUUGGCAGUUACUCAAAACGUUUUUCCCUGUAUUCGCCAAUCACAGCGAGCAACUGUAGCAACAAACCAAUUGUUGCUGUGAAAUGUCUUAAACAUUUCCCCCCCCCCCCGCGCCAUCGCUUCUGGCCAAGUUUCAUGGACGACCGUGGUCUGUUAUCUUUCUGCCUCUCUCCUGUGCGUUUAACCGGAGUAUGUUGAGGAGACUUACAACAUGUUGAAUACUCUGCUUUUCCGUCACUUUGAUUUCACUGACAGCCUGUGAGCAGCAAUGAAGUUUCACAUAUGGAUGCUAGCAAUAAGUACUUCCCUUCUUCAAGGCUGCUGUCCUGCACAAUUCUCCUACUUUGGUGCCUCCUUUGGCUUGGAAACUUCCUCGGUUAAUGACACCUUUCAGGUCCAUGUAUAUUACAGAGGAAUCAAUCUGCCAUGCCCACAAAGUCCCGAUGAGAUUUGUGUGGCGUUAAACUGCUCUACCUGCAGAUCCCGAGCAGUGGAGGUCAGCGGGCACAUUGCAAACUGGUGCCUGCUAGACGGAGUGAAGGUAAUUCAUCUCCACUCGAAUCCUCUUCAUGUAAGGUCGUGCGGAGAUUGUUGGUCACUCUUUAUGGAAUCACCGAGGGAAACGGAACGGUUUCUUUUUACGUUUUCACUGUUUGCGGAUUUGGGAAGGCGCUCGGACGAUGCAACGACCAACACCCCUCCACAACCUCCUCUGUUACCCGUCUUAAGAGUGCCUCAGAAUUGCAUGGCUACUUAUCACCUGACUGUGUACGAGGGGAAUGGAGAUGUUCUCAGAUGUCGUUAUGCACUGCGGGAAAGGCAGGAAUGUGUCCACUGUGUCCAGCAUCAUGUCCUCAAGUUGGAUCAGAAAAACUGUGUCCUUUACUACAAUCGGCUUGGAACUAAAGGAGCAUACAUCUUGGAACUGAUGAUUGAAGAGUAUCCAAGAGAUACCAUUCUCCUGACUCACGGUGAUGGGACACAGACUGUGUAUCCUGCUUUUGAAGAGGCUUCCUCCACUCAAAGCAUUAAAGCUUUGAGUUCCAUCCCCAUGCAAUUUGUUAUUAUUGUGGACAACGCUAUAUCAGAAUGUGCAUAUGGAAUUUUUCGCCCAUUGCUUGUUCAUCCAACACCUCCCAAUGGUGCAAGAAUAUAUGCUUCAAAUUAUGAUGAGAUUAACUUCACAAUAAAAGCCAUCAGCAUAAAUGAAAGGAUCACCGCCUUUACAAUCGUGGGUCCACGUGAGUUACGCAAGUCCGAUACUUGGAGCAUGGAUGACAGAUUUGUGUCGGUGAAUGCUACCUGGUCAGUCGGUGCACACACUGUCCCAAAACAAGUCCCGGUGUGCUUUCUCUCGACAACAACUUCGGGAUUACAGUCAGAACCACGGUGCAUUUGGAUUGUGCUGGGUUUUCCUGAAGAACAGCCACGUGCCGCAGAUCUGCAGUGUUUGCCCGAUUCCAUGAUUGUGUGUGUCCCAAGAACUUUGGUGGCAAACCUACCAGACGAUCGCUUGCAGCUCAACGAUGCUUCCUGUAACGUCACUGGCAAUAGCACUCAUCUGUUGCUAGUCAUUCCCCUCUCGGGGUGCGGCACUGUGUUACUGGAAGAUAAAUCCAAUUACAUCUUCACAAAUAAAAUCUUCAGUCGGAGCAGAGAUGAAAGUUCAGAGCAGCCGAAUUGGGUAAUUGUCCCGUUGAUGUGCAAGUUCCUUCGAUCCACCAAUGCUAGUGAAGAGACCAGGGUGCAGAAGAGUACCACGGACAAGGUCUUUAGAGUCUACAGCUUUGAAAUACAGUUCAGCAAAGAGUUCAACUCGAGUUGGUGGGCAGCUGGACCAGACUCCCCAUUUAACGCCACCAGCAAGGACCAUUUAUACAUCAGCAUCGUUGCCAACAGCAACGAGUCUUCCCACUCGCUCCACGUGGAGUCUUGUCAGAUAUCGGAGCAGCACAAUUCUUCAGCAGGUGUCACUCUCUUACAACAGGGCUGCCUAAACUACAGCACAGUGGAGGAACACCAGACCGACAAUCAAAAAGAGAAAGUAUACUCUGUCAAACUAUCCUCUUUACCGUGGCACACCGCCCAGGUGUUUGUCACUUGCAGUGUGCUGCUCUGUGCCCAUGCACCCAGCCCCCACCCAUGCACACAGGGGUGUGUCCCUGGCACUGGCCCAUGGGCAGACCAGUCAGCCCUUCAACAGGUCAGGGCUGGGCCAGUGCACAUCACAACGGACUUGGGUCCCAACUAUGCUGUCAUUACAGUCGGGCUGGCGUUGGCAGGCGCCGUGAUCUACAUCGUUUUGAUCCUGUUGAAGAGAUCAUUUGUGGGACUGUACUACAGAGCAAACGUUAGAUCCUCCCGAUCCAGGCGAUUCUGACAAACAAGUCCAUCAGCCAGCACUGUGCCUUCCGGGAGUCUCUAUUCAUUGGAGUUCUCCUUCAGUUCCCUCUGCUGUCAACCAGAUGCCUCACAACCUCACUCAGUGGUGUCUGAAUUGCCUGUGGCUCUCUCUGGAUUGGAAGGAAUUUCUAAUUUAAAAGGGCAGAAUGCUGGAAUAACUCAGUAGGUCA
Amblyraja radiata (thorny skate) is the source of this 2587-nucleotide messenger RNA. RefSeq lists its product as uncharacterized. The record is from RefSeq and is a predicted model, not a curated record. Lineage: Eukaryota; Metazoa; Chordata; Chondrichthyes; Rajiformes; Rajidae. The transcript is spliced from 14 exons. The coding region runs from base 283 to 2394 and encodes 703 amino acids.